GUCUUGUCAUUUCCUAAUGAAUUAACCUGUCUCUGUAGAAGUGUAGGUACGGUAGAUUAAAUUUCGAUAGCUCAAGAUAUUGGGGUGGACGUGGAUGUAAAAAGAGAUACAUAGGCAACAAUCUUAACUUUGCAAUAUUAUCUUUGAUAUUGUGAUAUUGCCGGAUUCUAAAACUCAUCAUUUGUUAAAAUGUCUCUUCCAUUUUCCGUGUUUGUGAGAGGAUUUUCCAAGUCAACGAGUGUUUCGGCUUCAAUAAACCACGUGACAGUGAUUGGAGGAGGGUUAAUGGGCUCGGGGAUUGCUCAGGUGGCAGCCCAGGCUGGCAAUAAGGUUACAUUGGUCGAGGUGAACGAUUCGGCUCUGCAAAACGCUACUAAGAGAAUUGAGGACAGCUUGAAGAGAGUAGCAAAGAAAGUUUACAAGGAGAAGCCAGCUGAUGGCGAGACUUUCCUGAAUGAAACCAAAAGCAGAAUCAACUACUCGACUGACCUCACAGGGUCUGUCAAACAGACAGAUCUGGUUUUGGAGGCUAUUGUAGAGAAAAUGGCUGUCAAGCAUGAACUGUUCUCUAAAAUAGACCCGGUCGCUCCUCAAAGUGCAAUAUUCGCAUCGAACACAUCAUCCCUGUCUAUAACUGAGAUCGGCUCUGUGACCAAACGCAAGGACAAGUUUGCCGGGCUGCACUUCUUCAACCCCGUACCUGUCAUGAAACUGCUGGAGGUGAUCAGAACAGUUGAAACUUCAGACGAGACGUUCACCAAGUUGAUGGAGUGGGGGAAGGCCAUCGGCAAAGUGACCAUCACGUGCAAGGACACUCCUGGCUUUGUUGUCAAUCGUUUGUUAGUGCCUUUGAUGGCUGAGGCUGUCCGUAUGAUGGAGAGAGGUGAUGCUUCAGCCAAAGACAUAGACAUUGCCAUGAAGCUUGGUGCAGGUCAUCCUAUGGGACCUUUCGAGCUAGCAGAUUAUGUCGGCCAUGACACCACCAACUCCAUCCUUACAGGAUGGUAUGAGAAGUUCCCUGACAACCCUUUGUUCGAGCCUCUCAAGUCGAUGCAAGAACUGGUCAAGCAGGGCAAACUGGGAGUCAAAUCUGGUGAAGGCUACUACAAGUACGAGAAGAAGUAAACGCUAGACAAACAUCUACCAAUGAAAGACUGAUCUGAAUUAAUCAAUGUAUCGUACUUUUGUCUUAUAUACGUAAGUUUGUUCGCAUGGUCUAAGGUUUAUCUAAAGUAUGUUGCUCUUAAAAUUUUCGAACAGAAAGUCUUGGCACAAAUGACUGGCGAAUAUUCUACCAAUGACAUGUUUUGCAUCAGGUAGUUCACAGGAGUACAAUUGAAUUUAUCGACCAAAGCUGUGCUUUGAUUGAUAGUGUAGUUGAUGUGUGUGUUAAAGGUUUCAACGGAUCAGAAUAUUUACUUGAAGUAAUAAGACAUAUUCAGUAAUGAGUUAAAAUAUUAAAUCAUGAUCCAGUGCACCUAUUUGAAACACCGAUUAGGGUUUUGUACAUUUUUUAAAUUUGAAUGUUUAAUAAUUGCAUUGUUAAAAAAACAUAAAAAUGAGUUAACGCCUCAAUUUUAUAUCUUUGUACUCAAUGUGUCAUGAUUAUAUUUUAAAGAGUGAAGUAAACAAUCUAAUGUUAAGUACUGUAUGCCUGUCGUGAAACACAAAAGAUUGUGAUAUUUUAAAUGUUUUGUAUAGUAAUCACAGACUGAAUGUUCAAAUUGGUUUAAGGCUAUUUUGUACGAUUUAGUAUGUUGGAAAAAGUAAAUAAUUGGAUUAAACUAAAAUAAAUGUUAAUGAAAAUGCUGUCCUGAGGCUGUAAGCUGAGUGAAGUAAUUUUUAAUUGAUAAUUUCUACUUUAAAAACACAUGUUGUAAUGUCUAAUUUAAGCUGACCUUUGACUUUUAUGUACUAAAUUCAUUGUUAAAAGCUAUUAUUGUCCACAAUCGUUACAAACUAUUUUUCUACAGAGCAAAUAUAUGCAUUGUUACGUA
This is a messenger RNA of Macrosteles quadrilineatus (aster leafhopper), 1997 nucleotides long. RefSeq names its product hydroxyacyl-coenzyme A dehydrogenase, mitochondrial-like. The transcript has 8 exons. Gene Ontology annotation, molecular function: (3S)-3-hydroxyacyl-CoA dehydrogenase (NAD+) activity; NAD+ binding. Bases 190 to 1125 code for a protein of 311 amino acids. Gene Ontology annotation, cellular component: mitochondrion. Gene Ontology annotation, biological process: fatty acid beta-oxidation. NCBI's taxonomy places the organism in Eukaryota, Metazoa, Arthropoda, Insecta, Hemiptera, Cicadellidae. The record is from RefSeq and is a predicted model, not a curated record.